AUGGCUUCGGAAAAGAGACCAGCGAGGAUGGCUAACAUCUUCAUGCGCUCCCCGUUCCAUACCCCAUUUCCAGCCAACCCUGAUCCCAACUCUACCGACCAUCAAAGCGACAGCUCUACCGACCAUCAAAGCGAUAACUCUACCGAUCAUCAAAGCGACAACUCUGAGGACGAUGACCUUGAGAUUGUUAAUUAUGAGGACGCCGAGCCUGAGAGCGCCAGCCCGGAGCAAGCCCGCCCUAAGGAUGCCGACCCUGAGAAGGCCGAAAAAACAAAGAUCGGCCCUGAGAAGCGAAAGCAGAAGGCCAACCCUGAGAAUACCAGCCCUGACAAGACCAGCACCCAGGAAGACAGUCCUGAGAAGAUCCGCCCCGAGAACGCCGAACAUGGCAAUGCUGACCAUGACAACGCGAGCCACGAGGAUGUCAAACCUCAGAACGCCGACCCCGAGAAGGCCAAGAAAAAGAAGACCAACUCUGAGAAGGGCAAGCAAAAGGCCAACCCAGGGCCCAAGUUAUCCGAGCUCGACCGAGAGGGGCUAACUGCUAGGCGCGCCCUAUUGGCCGAGAGGAUCAAAGCCAUUGAGAAGGUCAGAGGCAGCAAGGCGGCCAGCCGCGGCCACAUAGACCAGGAGGAGCAAGAUGAGUGGAAUCGCUGGGACAAAUUGACGCUUAUGCUAGGCAAGGUUGAUAUGUUGCUUGGGGACACAGCCGGGCAAGAAAGGGCGCUGUUCCGCAUUCUCGGCAACCGUGGCACGUUGCGUUUGAGAGAGCAUACACUCUACCGCCUGGCGGCCCUGUAUAGAAGCAAAGGGGAGGGUGAAAAGGCGCAUUUCUUCUGCCUACAGGCGGACGGCAGCGGCCAUGAUGCUAGAAACUACACUUGGAACCUUGCACACAGGGUGGGCGAGUACCGCUCCAAGAUUGAAGAUGCGUGGUGCGAGGGAGACAUGUCCGAGUUCAGGGGCAACAUUAUUAUGGCAAGGGCGUUAAUUCAGAAUCUGGUUGGGACGCUGUUGGAGCAGGACAUUCAAGAAAAACUGGAAGAUCUGGUUCACUUUGUGGCAGCCACCAGGGAGAAGCCGCAAUGCCUGCCCACGUCUGGUGGUGCGUGA
Molecule: messenger RNA, 1113 nt
Organism: Aspergillus puulaauensis
Lineage: Eukaryota; Fungi; Ascomycota; Eurotiomycetes; Eurotiales; Aspergillaceae
Exons: 1
Coding region: 1-1113 (370 amino acids)
Source: RefSeq, a predicted model, not a curated record